Molecule: messenger RNA, 315 nt
Organism: Staurois parvus
Lineage: Eukaryota; Metazoa; Chordata; Amphibia; Anura; Ranidae
Source: the annotation of a GenBank genome assembly
AUGGCUCCAUGUAACAGGAUCGAGGACACGGAUAACAACAUGGGAAAAGAUAUGAGAAAGCUGAGGAAACCCGUUAUUGAGAAGAUGAGGAGAGAUCGCAUUAACAGCAGCAUUGAGCAGCUGCGGCUUUUACUACUGGAGAAAGAGUUCCAGAAACAUCAACUGCCCUCCAAACCAGAGAAGGCCGACAUACUGGAGAUGACCGUCAGCUUACUUAGAGAGCAGCUCCACAGAGCAACCAAAGCCGUGGCUCCCUGCAAACCAGCUUUCCCACCAUCGAUGAAGGAAGCAAGCUUUCUUCCAAACAACAAAUAC